Molecule: messenger RNA, 5694 nt
Organism: Xenopus laevis (African clawed frog)
Lineage: Eukaryota; Metazoa; Chordata; Amphibia; Anura; Pipidae
Gene: agl.L
Product: amylo-alpha-1, 6-glucosidase, 4-alpha-glucanotransferase L homeolog
Exons: 34
Coding region: 267-4865 (1532 amino acids)
Biological process (GO): glycogen catabolic process
Molecular function (GO): 4-alpha-glucanotransferase activity; amylo-alpha-1,6-glucosidase activity
Source: RefSeq, a predicted model, not a curated record
AGCCAGUGACGACUGCUUGUUUGGUCCCAGCCUGCUGUCCUUUCUAUAGGCUAAUACUGUAGUAUGUAAAUAGAAUUAGUCUGGACUGUUACAGGCGGAUUCAGGUCCUGCCAAUAUAUAUAUAUAUUAGUAUCUAUUAUAUCUGAUUGCUUUGGUCAAUGUUAAAAACGGGAAUUCAACUGCAGCUAAUAAUUGGGGGGGGUGCUUGUGUUUUUAUUUGCCAACUCCCUGUGCUCUGAAAAGGAAGCUUGCAGCAAGAAACCACAAUGGAGCACAGUAAACAGGUCCGGGUUCUGCUGCUUAACGACAUGGAGAAGUUGGACAAGAGACUUUUCAGACUUGAACAAGGGUUCGAACUCCAGUUUAGACUUGGCCCCACUUUGCAAGGAAAAGAUGUCACCGUAUACUCAAACUACCCACUUCCCGGUAAUGUGUAUGAUCGGCAGACCUUCCAUCCUCUGCAGUGGCACAAUCCAACAGGUCGAGAGGAAGAUUCUGAUAAAUUCUGUAAACUGGACCUAAAAAUUGCAGGCUCAUUCCAGUACCAUUUUAUGCAGUGUGAACAGAAGAGCGGGGAGGGAUACAUUGUAGUAGAUCCAGUGCUCCGGGUUGGAGCUGAUAAUCGAGUGCUCCCUCUUGAUUGCAUUAUCCUUCAGACUUACCUGGCCAAGUGCUUGGGGCCAUUUCAUGAAUGGGAGGACAGCCUGAAGGUGGCAAAGGAGUCAGGUUACAACAUGUUACACUUCACCCCGCUACAGACACUUGGAGAAUCUCGUUCCUGUUAUUCUCUGGCUGACCAGCUGCAGCUAAAUCCUGACUUUUCCCGACCUGGGAAAGUAUAUAGUUGGGAUGAUGUUGGCAAACUGGUGGAGAAGAUGAGAAAAGAAUGGAAUAUGCUGAGUAUCACAGAUGUGGUGUAUAAUCACACAGCUGCCAAUAGCAAGUGGAUUCAGCAGCACCCAGAAUGUGGAUACAACCUUGUGAAUUCUCCUCACCUUAAGCCAGCAUGGCUACUCGAUCGGGCCCUAUGGCACCUGACUUGUGAUGUAGCUGAGGGAAAGUAUGCUGCAAGAGGGCUUCCAGCACUGAUUGAAACUGACCAGCAGCUCAAUAGCAUCCGUGGUAUUUUGUCGGAGGAAAUCUAUCCCAGAAUCAAGCUGUGGGAGUUCUACCAGGUUGAUGUUGACAAAGCAGUGAAACUGUUUAGAGCCCUGCUCACCUCAGGUGCACAGAAGAAAGGAAAUAAGUGUGAUCCUAAGCACUUGAUAACCAUUCAGGACCCCGAAUACAAAAGAUUUGGGUGCUCUGUUGAUAUGGACACAGCUCUCAACACAUUCAUACCACAAGGUAAUGACCCCUCUGCAGUUGAGGAAUGCUGCACCUGGUUCUGCAAGAGACUCGAGGAGCUGAACACAGAAAAACAUAGACAAAUGGACUUUCACCAUGAACAGGCAAUAAACUGCAUUUUGGGUACCAUGACUUAUGAACGUUUGGCCGGUCAUGGUCCAAAGCUUGGUCUUGUCACCAAGAAAGACCCUAUUGUGACCAGAUAUUUCACCUUUCCAUUCAAAGCUAUGUCUCUGUCUGAGGAAGAGGCUAUGAUGCACCAGCCUGAGAAAGCAUGUUACUUUUUGGCUCACAACGGCUGGGUCAUGGGUGAUGAUCCACUUCGAAACUUUGCUGGACCAGAUUCCAAUGUUUACGUUCGAAGAGAGUUAAUCUGCUGGGGAGACAGCGUUAAACUAAGAUACGGUGACAAACCAUCUGACUGUCCAUAUCUCUGGGAUCAUAUGAAGAGGUACACAGAAAUUACAGCCAAACAUUUCCAUGGAGUGCGCCUGGACAACUGCCACUCCACCCCCAUCCAUGUGGCAGAGUACUUGCUGGAUGUUGCUAGAAAAGUCCGCCCGGAUUUGUAUGUAGUGGCUGAACUAUUCACUGGAAGUGAAGAGCUGGACAAUGUGUUUGUCACUAGACUGGGCAUUAACUCACUUAUACGAGAGGCCAUGAGUGCAUAUAACAGCCAUGAAGAAGGCCGACUGGUGUAUCGCUUUGGUGGAGAGCCUGUAGGAUCAUUUGUCCAGCCCUCUCUUAGACCACUGGUUCCCAGUAUCGCUCAUGCGCUUUUUAUGGAUGUAACGCAUGACAAUGAAAGCCCAAUUGCGCAUCGAUCUGCCUACGAUUCACUGCCCAGUUCGGCCAUUGUUUCAAUGGCUUGCUGUGCUACCGGGAGCACCCGCUGUUAUGAUGAAUUGGUACCCCAUCAGAUCUCUGUGGUAUCUGAGGAAAGGUUUUAUACAAAAUGGAAUCCAAAGUUGAACACUCCCAAUCCCAGAGAUGUGAAUAGUCAAAGUGGGAUCAUUGCUGGAAAGAAAGCUCUGAACAAGCUUCACCAGGAGUUAGCAGCAUGUGGAUUUCUGCAGGUGUAUGUGGAUCAGGUGGAUGAGGAUAUAGUUGCUGUGACACGUCAUUGUCCACAUACACACCAGUCUGUGGUGGCAGUGUCCAGAACAGCCUUUAGAGACCCUAAAAUCUGUUUCUAUAGCAAGGAAGUCCCACAGAUGUGUAUCCCAGGAAAAAUAGAGGAAGUAAUUCUAGAAGCAAGAACAGUUGAGAGGAAAGCUGAGCCAUAUUGCAAAGAUGAGAAGUUCAUUAAUGGCCUGCCCCAAUAUACAGUGGAGAUAAGGGAGCACAUCCAGCUGAAAGAGAGCAAGAUUGUAAAACAAGCUGGUGUCACAACAAAAGGACCAAAUGAAUUUGUGCAGGAAAUAGAUUUUGAAAAUCUGACCCCUGGAAGUGUGAUUGUCUUCAGAGUAAGUUUGGACCCUAAAGCCCAAGAAUCAGUGGGCAUCCUGCGUAGUCACCUGAUUCAGUUUACACCACACUUCACCUCUGGAAGUUUGCCAGAUGACCAAGCUCAUCCUAUACUGAAGGUGCCUUUUGCAUCUAUUGCUGCAAAGCUGUCUCUAGCUGAUCUGAAUCAAAUACUGUACCGCUGUGAUGCAGAGGAACAGGAAGACGGGGGUGGCUGCUACAAUAUCCCAAAUUGGACCCCUCUGAAGUAUGCAGGUCUACAAGGUUUAAUAUCUGUAAUGAUGGACAUCAGACCAAAGAAUGAUCUUGGACAUCCCUUCUGUGACAAUCUGAGAUGUGGGGAUUGGAUGAUUGAUUAUGUCAGUAACCGUCUCAUUGCCCGUGGAGGGCCGUGUGCAGAAGUGGGCAAAUGGUUUGAGGCUAUGUUCUCCUAUUUGAAGCAGAUCCCACGUUAUCUCAUUCCAUGUUAUUUUGAUGCCAUCCUGGUGGGGGCAUACACAACCCUGCUAGACGCUGCAUGGAAACAGAUGUCCAGCUUUGUUCAGAAUGGAUCGACCCUCAUUAAACACUUGGCCCUUGGAUCCGUGCAGAUGUGUGGAGUGGGAAAGUUCCCUGCUUUACCUGUGCUAUCACCCGCUCUGCAAGAUGUCCCAUAUCGCCUUAACACUAUCACUCAGGAAAAGGAACAGUGCUGUCCUUCUUUAGCAGCUGGUCUCCCUCAUUUUUCUUCUGGAAUUUUCCGAUGCUGGGGAAGGGAUACAUUCAUAUCCCUGAGAGGAUUGUUGCUAGUCUCUGGACGCCACCUUGAAGCCAGGAACAUAAUCCUGGCAUUUGCAGGAACUCUGAGACAUGGGCUGAUCCCUAACCUCUUGGGCCAGGGAACAUUUGCUAGAUACAACUGUCGUGAUGCCGUGUGGUGGUGGUUGCAAUGUGUACAGGAUUACUGCUCCAUUGUUCCAAAUGGCUCCGCAAUCUUACAGUGCCCUGUGUCCAGGAUGUACCCCACAGAUGAUAGUAUCGCACAGCCUGCAGGACAAGUGGAUCAGCCAUUGUAUGAAGUUAUCCAGGAGGCUUUGCAGCACCAUGCCGGGGGGAUUAAUUUUCGGGAGAGGAAUGCUGGCCAACAGAUAGAUAGAAACAUGCGAGAUGAAGGCUUUAAUAUCGUUGCUGGAGUAGAUCCGGAAACUGGUUUUGUAUUUGGGGGAAACCGAUUAAAUUGUGGGACGUGGAUGGACAAAAUGGGGGAGAGUGAGAAAGCCCGAAAUAAAGGAAUCCCAGCAACUCCAAGAGAUGGCUCUGCUGUGGAAAUUGUUGGCCUUUGUAAAUCCACUGUGCGCUGGCUUAAGGAUCUGAGUGAAAAGAAGCUGUAUCCAUACAAAGGACUGACUGUGAAAAAGGAUGGUAAAGAAGUGACAAUGACUUUCUCUGAGUGGAACCAACGCAUCCAAGAUAAUUUUGAGAAGAAGUUCUUUGUAUCUGAAAAUAUUUCUGAUCCCAAUGAGCAGCGCCCUGACCUCGUCCAUAAGCGUGGUAUCUACAAAGACAGCUUUGGAGCUUCCAGCCCCUGGUGUGAUUACCAGCUCCGACCAAAUUUCCCUGUGGCCAUGGUUGUGGCCCCAGAACUGUUCACUCCUAAGAAUGCUUGGAAAGCUCUUGAGAUAGCAGAGAAAAAACUAAUGGGGCCACUGGGAAUGAAGACAUUGGACCCGGAUGACAUGGUUUAUUGUGGAGUGUAUGACAACGCUUUGGACAAUGACAAUUACAACCUCUCAAAGGGAUUUAAUUAUCACCAAGGGCCGGAAUGGCUGUGGCCCAUAGGAUAUUUCCUGCGUGCCAAGUUACAUUUUGCGAAACUGAUGGACCAGGAAUCCUACCAGAAAACUGUGGUUUUGGUGAAGAAUGUUCUGUCUCGCCAUUAUACACACUUGGAAAGAUCUUCUUGGAAAGGCCUCCCAGAACUAACCAAUGAGAAUGGUCAAUAUUGCCCCUUCAGCUGUGAAACUCAGGCUUGGUCAAUCUCUGUCAUUUUGGAGGUUCUGUAUGACUUGUAGAGCUUUAUCAUCUUGAAAUUGUCCUAUUUUGCUGAGUUGAAGAUACUCCAUCUUCAUGGUAUAAAGAAGCAGCGGAUUAGUAUUUGUCAUGGUAUCCCCCAAUGGGGAACUGUGUGAGCCACUUAUAUCAGUGUAAUGUGGUAAACAUUCCUACAGUGAUUUGUUUAUCACCAGUAAUGCCUAGGUACUAAACCAGAGCCCUCCUUCCACUGCUUCAUUUCAUUCAUUAGUACAACAUAGAUAUGCUCUUGCAGCUCUUCUCAACAGUUUUAGGAAACGUGUUAUUAAUAAAUAAUGCUGAUCUUUAUAAAUGUAAAUAUAUUCCUAGAUAUACUAAUUAUUUCAGUGAGCUGGGCAACAUUCUGGGUCACAAGAGUGCAGCCUGUCUGUACAUGGUAGAUACACAAUGGCACUCAGAAUGCUGCAAGUCUUAACCAGACAAGGCUUAAUGCUUCUGGUUUGUGAUCCCUGAUACAGUAUGUCACAGUGUCCGGAAUUAUAGGCAGGUUCUUUUUGCAAGUAAGAGAAUUGUGUUCCCUGUCAAUUUUUAGAAUGUAUAAGGAAAGGUGCAAUACUAGAAAUGCAACAAGUGAUAGCAGAGGCUUUGCCACACAGGCUUGUAAGUGGUGUGGCAUGAAAUCCAUUACAUAUAAAAUAUAUAAUACUGUCUUCCUAACCUUACCACUUUAGGUAGAAACUAUGAAGAGCUGCUUAUGUAUGCAUUGCUCCACUGUGUGAUUCAUUGAUGUGCAAUUGUGCUAGAAAAUUACUGUUAAAUAUCGUCUACUGUAUGUGCAAUAUCUUAAUAAAGUGUAUAACACACACUGUC